ACCAUUUUAGACAGGGAAAAUGGCGUCGCCGAGUGCGGCUGCUGAUUUGGAGCAAACAUUAUUAAGUUUAGAAAAGUUGGAUAGAUCAUCUCCAGAACUGUGGCCGGAGCAAAUUCCAGGAGUGUCAGAAUUUGCAGCUUUCAAAAGUCCUGUUGCAGGGAGUCAGUCACCACCGUGGUCUGCCAAAUUGGAAGACGAUGAUAUAGACAUGUUACAAGAGUUUGGAAGUCUAACUACUGCCAACCUAAUGGAGAAAGUGAAAGGAUUACAAAACUUAGCAUAUCAGUUAGGUUUAGAGGAAGCCCGUGAGAUGACGAGGGGAAAAUUUUUAAACAUACUGGAAAGACCCAAGAAAAGGAAGUGAAAUGGAUUUUUUUAUAUGUAUAUAGAAAAUUGAGAGCAGAAUAUUUAUUGGUGCAGUUCAAAAGUGUUUUUAGUGUCAAUAGAAACUGCAUCCAAACUUCCCCACCAAUGCGUGUUCAUAGUUCCACCUAUGAGUGACUUGUCCUUAAAUGAUCUAGGGUUUGUAUCAAAGCAAGUACACUAAUGAUUUAUAAGAUUUAUACAUUGGAUAUUUUAUUAUCUUUUGGUUACAAAAACAUUUGCAGUAAUAUAUACUGCAGAUGGACAAGCAACUGCAUUGACCUGAGCUACUUGCUGGGAAUCACUUUUAUAGUUAAGCCUCUUUAAAAAAAUUGGACUAAUAAAGACAUAAACAGACCAUGUCUAUCACAAUUGUAAAUGGCAAUCAAUGUUUGUAAAUUGUGUUAGGUUACCAUUGACCACAACGAUUGCAAGUCAAACAAAGUUCUCCACAUGUACAAGGUUCCAGUUACUAAAGAAAGAUCGAAGAAAUUAGAUUGACUCUGUAACUGCAAAUGACAGUGCUGCACCAGUACCAAGGCCAACUGCUAGAAAGAAUGCCAUCAUUGUGCCAGCCGUUUCUUUAUGUUCAUCUGCUACUUUCCUGCAAAAACAAACCAUGUCAUACCAAUAAAACAAUAAAGUACUAACACUGUUUAUUAUGCUGAAGUCAUGGAUAAAUUAAUCUAUCUCAUUUGAAAAACACACACUGAAUAUUGGUAGGUAAUCUUGUAUGUUCUGGUAUCAGGAAUUCUGUGCAUCAUUUAUAUGCAGCCCUUGAAUGUUUUCACUGUCAAACUAGAGACCAUUAAAACAGGAAU
This is a messenger RNA of Saccoglossus kowalevskii, 1184 nucleotides long. Its product is annotated as protein lin-52 homolog. Lineage: Eukaryota; Metazoa; Hemichordata; Enteropneusta; Harrimaniidae. Gene Ontology annotation, cellular component: DRM complex. Gene Ontology annotation, biological process: regulation of DNA-templated transcription. The record is from RefSeq and is a predicted model, not a curated record.